AUGAUGCCGAAGAGUUGUCGUAUUUGCGAGUAUUGUGGGACAUCAUACACCAAGAAGGAACACUACGAUCGUCACGUACGGACACAUACACGCGAAAGACCGUUCAAUUGUACUCGAUGUUCGUCCAAAUUCUCGCGGCGGGAUGCAUUACGGCGUCACAUUCGCAUCUGCCAUCCAGACGAAGAUGAAAACAGUGUCCAUACAGRGACCCCAGCGACAGCCGAUACAGGCGUGCUCGAUGCAGUGCAUCCGUCGACUUCUGUGGAGCAAACAACCCAUUUGAGCCAUCUUUUUCAAGAAGAAAAUGAUAUCCGAGCUGCCCAAAGUCCCUCUAGUCCCUCGAGAUAUUUCGCAAAUGAUAUGAGUUGGCAUUGGGACGAUGCACUGAAUCUGGAUCCAAACUUCUCCGUUGAUGAUCUAUGUUCGUUUGAUCCCAACACGGCCGAUCUCAGUACACCAUGGCUACCAAUGCUGCGCUCAUCUGGCGAGCUCGAGGUGMCACCAUUUCAAGCACAUUCAGGACCACCAAAUAGCCUCCCACGGCAACAGGCAAGCCCACAAUGGUUCACGCACAUGGCGCACCCCAGAAUUCAACCAAGCUGGUCUGCCGGACCUUCACAGUCUCACACGCCAAUGCCCACGGCCGAAGGAGAGAUAUCACGAGAUGCGCUUGCAAGCAGUUUAGUACUCAGACAGCCCUUACAAAACACAGCCCUACCCAGCGCACGGUUUCUAAAUCGCUGCAUUCACACUUUCACUACUCGUCUCUGGCCCGCCAUUCCAAUUAUCCAUCUCCCAACAUUCCAGCCUGCUCGGACAAAUCCGCUACUGUUGCUCUCCAUCUGUUCACUCGGAGCCCUAGCCAACGGAUCAGAGCAAGCCAUCUUCUACGCGGAAAGGCUGUUCGAAGGGGUACAAAAAGCUAUACUGGUAGCCUACUCGCCAGACAGAGCCUUGGAUAAGCAUGUGCUCGCUGCUUUGCAGGCAGCAGCCAUUGGACAAACCUUUGCGCUCAUGUCCGGCAAGCCUGAGCAUCUGAUGACUGCACAAGCCUUCCACAGCACCUUGUUCAUCGCCGCACGCAAGAGUCACACUUACCUCUCAGCCUCUCAGCCUUCACCUGAACCAGCACCAAGCUCCGUUCUAGCAAAGGAUUGGGACGACUGGGUCAUAGCCCAAACCAUCAUUCGACUCCUCAACGCCCUCUAUAUUCACAACGGCGAAGUUGCUGCGAUAACUCAACAACCUGCYUUCCACCGCACGCAAACAAUGGACAUUCCAGUUGCUGCUCAUGACAGUCUGUACCUGGCCAGGACAGCUGACGAAUGGGUCAACCUGCAGCAUGCAAUUCCCACCAACUCGCCUCCAUUCCGUUCAAACUUUUCGAACUGCGCCAUGCUAGAGUGCUUUAUUGGCGAGAUCAGCCAUGCUCGCUGCUUUCCCUUUUCCAAUAUGAGUGAUCAAUAUAUCGACGAGUAUCAAACGGCACUCCACGCAUGGUUUCUAGAGUCCGCCGAGUCAUUUCGAGCGGAUAGAGUGCAACGCUUGACCAUGCUCAGCUUAUGGCAUUGCACCUUUCUGCUUCUUCUAUGCGAUGUGAAUCUCGUAGAGAAAGCAUGUGGAAGAGAUGGAUCCACCAUCCCCAAUGCCGAGACCCAACAGCUGCGUGCUUGGAUGCUCACGCCUCGCGCCAAGCAAUGCAUGGCACAUGCAAUAUUUCUCUGCAGACUGACCGACGAUUUCCGCAUCUCCGAUGUGCCCGCAGCACAUGUAGCAAGAUCUCUCUGGCACGCGGGACUCAUCUUAGCAGUAUAUUCCUCCUUGGCGCAACCCAACGCAACAGGCGAUGAAUUACCUACCAUGACGACAGAGCACUACCCAGGCAUCGAAACGCUCCGUCAAGCAGACUUUUUGACCGAAAGUGACCUGGAGGUUCUCAAAGACGAUGCUACGCCCACGCGAUGUGGCAUGCUUGCAUUUGGUGUUUCCGCUACGCUACGACAUCUGGGUCCAUGGCCAGUCGCGGCACACUAUGCUACAACGCUCGAUCAGGUUCUGAACCUCAGCGAUUCGCAAUGA
Messenger RNA from Ramularia collo-cygni, 2079 nucleotides. RefSeq lists its product as uncharacterized. Lineage: Eukaryota; Fungi; Ascomycota; Dothideomycetes; Mycosphaerellales; Mycosphaerellaceae. Gene Ontology annotation, biological process: regulation of transcription by RNA polymerase II; DNA-templated transcription. The coding region runs from base 1 to 2079 and encodes 692 amino acids. The record is from RefSeq and is a predicted model, not a curated record. The transcript has a single exon. Gene Ontology annotation, cellular component: chromatin. Gene Ontology annotation, molecular function: zinc ion binding; DNA-binding transcription factor activity, RNA polymerase II-specific; RNA polymerase II cis-regulatory region sequence-specific DNA binding.